CUAAUUCAUCUUAUGGAAUCUUCUCUUCUGUUGUGUGCCUAUAACCCAUUCAUCCCUACAGAGAGUUUCCACUACCGCAAGCGAGGAAUUAUACAAUAACAAAUCGGAUUGGAUGUUUUUUUAACCCUGCAAAGCAGACUGGCUCCUUCAUCAAAUGCUGACGACACGAGGCGAGCAGCUAGCAACUCCACUCAACCCACUCUUCGACGAUGAUUAUUGGUCGCCUACGGCGAGGAUCGUGGAAUGCUCUUCGCGCAGUUUGGAACAGAACAACCACUGCCAGUGAGGCAGCAACUGGACGAACAACCGGUCUCGGAGCUGCUAGAACUCGAAACUAGAAAACGAGGACUCGCUGCGAGUUCUGUUUUCUGCCUGUGGGUUUGCUGAGGUACGACCGAUAUGCGGUGAUUGCGAGGAACGCGGCCUCUCUUCUGCUGGUGUGUUUUUCUUAUGCAAGCCAUCAUUAAUUUUAUCUCAUUGCCGGUUUUGGGGUCAUAAUUGUCGGCGAAAUAACCAGCAAGUUCAUCAGUGAAGGCUUCUCCAACUGCUAAUAACACUGCCAUGUUUGUAUUUUGAGUACAUCCUAACAAGUGUGCUAUUUUAUUAAAGUUCCAUAAAAUAUUAUCAAAAGGAUUGUCAUUCAAAGAGAAAUAUUGCGUUUUUCAUUACUUCUGUGUCAACAAGUCGUGAAUGAUACAAUAGAAGCCCACUGUUUGAAAUAUCCUGCCAAAAUUCGAGCUUAAAGAAAAAAAUUACUAAAAAAAAAUAUCUGGGCCAUUGAAGAUCACGUGCAUUUCUUUUUCAGUGUAUUAUUGGUGAAAAGCAUUUCAAACAAAUUUUUCAAUGGAAUUUUCUAUCUUUUGUUAAUUACCGUUUUGUUACAACCGACAGGAUUAAUUCUUCCCCUGCCCCUAUCGCUUCGCAUGGAAUUUUUUUUUAUAACUCUUUGACAACUUCAAAUUGUGGUGCUCUGUUUAAAUCUCUGGAAUACUGCUACUGUUAGUGGAAUUUACUGUUUCGACCAUGUGUUCUUGUGAAAUUAUCAGUGACUUCUAGCAUUUGUAUUUUUUUAAGCACUUCGGAUUUUUACAGAUUCCUUGAAAGAAAAAGUAAUCAAAAAUGGCUUUUCGUGGCGGAAAACGAAAAGACGUGAAAAAGCAAUCCUACUAUUUGUGGUUUCUUGGUGCUAAAGAGAGCAAAGGCCUGAGGGGUGAAGAAUAUAUUAGGCCUGUUCUUAGACAUUUGGUAGACAAAGAACGCGAGCUCGAACCCAUGAAAGUGACGUUACAGGUGAGUACGAAGGGCAUAAAGAUAAUCCAGAAUGUUCCCAGAAAGAACAACAAGGGUAAGACGGAGCAGAUAAAGCACUUCAUACCGCACCAUGCCAUCACGUGCGUGAUGCAGGAAUCCAAACCGAAUGACGACGUGGUGUGCUGCAUCCUGCUCAUCUACAACCCUUUAACGAAAUGCCCUGUCCAUGUGCACGCGUACAGGUGCGACUCGGUGGAGACGGCCAGUACUUUGAGGUCUCAGCUGCAGAUCUUAAUUGAUAGGCCAGAAAAUCAGAAAAAAUUCAGGGAAAUUGAGAAUCGACUGGCGGCUAAGGGUUUAUUGCCGUCCAGGUGCCUCAAUUCGGAUGGUAGAUCCACCAGGACCGAUGGAUCGGACAGAACUGAAGAUUCUUCUGGAGGUUCUUCUGAAAGGGAAGUAGGUGUGCGUAAGGAACACAUCGCCAGCCUCUACGAUUCCUUAGCUGCCGAACUGCGGGAGCGACUCACAAAUCGCAACAGUUGUCCAAUCCUCCUCCCUCCAAAAGAUUAUGACACUGUCAGCAGACGACAAGGGAAAUUAGAUGGAAUAGACAGCCGACGCAGUACCAACUACAAUCUCGUAGGGUUGACCAAAACGCCAUCCCCACUCAUCCAUCAGACGAGCGGUGGAAAAUCCCCUUCCAAGAACCAAGACGCCACGAGUGCAAAAUCGUCUGGUGGCAAAUCCAGCAACAAAUCUAGUAGCGGGAUCGGAUCAGACGAGGCACUUAGUUCAGCAAUCCAGGAGGUCUCCUCUCAUCCGGAUUUCGAAAGCAAAGAAAUCGAUCCAGACACGAGCUCGGAUGACGAGGAAGACUGGCCGGAUGCUUCUGGGCUCAAUGAUGACGACGAUGAAGACGACGAAGAGGAAGUGAUUCCCUCGUAUGAAUGGCGUCGACCCCCUAGAUACGCACCUGCAUCUUCAGGUGUUCCAAGGGACAGGCGUAGUCGAUCAUCCCCUGAUGACGAGGACGAUCAUAGGAUAAAUCGGGUACACAGGGGAGUGCGAGGGAUUGUUGAUAAAUUCGAACGUCGAGCGGUAUCUCCAACGCCUGCCAGUCAAGAACUUCAUCGGACGCCAGUCAAAAUGCCUGCCACUCCACGAAGAUCUGACAAUUCAAUGCCAGAACCCGAGCACAUGAAACACUUCGACGUAGUAUACAGAAGACACAGCAAUCCUCUCGAAAAGAAAAUUCAGCGAGAAUCUAGACCCGUCUCCUACCCCACUGCGGUCAUCGAUCCAGUUUCACCAAGGCCGAGUAAGUCCAGACCUAACUUGGAACCUGCAAGUGACCAUCGUACCAAGUAUAUGGACGUCAUGCCUCGUCAGAACUAUGGGGAUAGGCCAUCGCAGGACAUUAUGGGUGACCAUCUUAAUCCGAUCCAAAGGUACCCGGCCAACUAUGAUAGAUAUGGUGACAGACAUUCCCCUUCCCAUAUUCCAAGCCGCGACAGGGACUUCCGAGACUCCCGUCCCUUAUCUUCGUCCCCCGUAGGUGUCAGGCAAUUCAGGUCCCCCGAACGGCAACCUUCCCCACACGAUAUGUAUUCAAGACAACGCCAGCUCAGUUCUACGGACAUUCGACAAGAAAGAGCUUUCCCUUCUAGGUUUGUAGAGCCUUAUCCAAGUGCUAGACCUACUUAUCUACCGCCACCGAACGAAGAAAGGAGAAGAUCGGGAUACUUCGAUCUUCCAGUCGAUCCCAGGGACUACAGGCAUAGUUUUGUAGAAUCUCCAUUCCGUAGACUCCCCCUAAAUACGCAGUAUUAGAUUCAAUUGAUCUACUUUUCGUUCCCUUCAAAUCUACCGUCAGUGAUGUGCCACAAGAAACUGUUAACUGACUGUUCGGUUCAUUUCCCUCCCUAUCUUGAGAUGCUUUUCCAGUUUUUUCUGGAUAUAUCGAUAGUUUUGAGUCAGGUUUCUGUGUUUUGCUUUGAAUCGUUCUGCAUUUUGUCACUUUCAAUAUAUUGCUGUUCGAAAAAAAAUAUGUGUGUUGUGUUCCUGAAUUCAUCGGGAACAGCACUCAAGCGAUAUGAGUAGGUAAUAUAUAUAUACAUGUAGGUAUGUAUAUGAAUUACCUCGAUGAUUGCAGAAUUUACAGAUGGUGGCUGAAAUUGCCAUAGUUUUAUCGAAGAAAUGGAUAUUAGAGAUGGAAAAGAAAAUUUAGUGUUCAGAAAAUGGCCAUUUUAAAAUGGUAAUCAUUUUCGACCAACAACACUACGGUAAAUUGCUCCAAUUUAAAACAAAAUGAAAAUCUUUUACUUUUUUAAGUGUUUUUUAAUAUUUUUAAGUCAUGUCAUGAAAAGCAUAUUCAUCAUAAUCAGUUUUAUAAGAAAUAGACUUUUGAUAUGCAGUUUUAAAAAUAUAUAUGACAGUGCAAAUUUUUAUUACUAUUUUAAAGUUUUUUUUAAAGUUUCUCAUAGUUUCAUCGCCUUCAUUUUUUUAAUUUUUUAUAAAUGAUAUAAUAUUUUAUAAUGCAAAAGAUACAUUUAAAUUUUCGACUUUAAUUAAAAUGCAUUUUGUUCGAAGUUUUUCAAAUAUGAUUUCAAAAUCUUAUUUAAUGGCUUUUAUGUUCAGAACUCUUGCGAUUUACUGAAUUUUCUCUACUACUGCUGUAAUAAAAAGCUUUAGAGAAGCGAUGUUAUAAAUUGUAAUGGAUGCAAUAGAAGGAUAUUUCACAGUCUUCCCUAUGAUCAAAAAGCUAUUAAGAUUAAUGUGUGACAUAAUCGUGCGUUUAAAAAUGUUGCAAAGAAAAAUUUACAUGAAAUGUAGUUUCUACUAAAAAUAUUAAAUUUAACACUGUUUUCCUGUAAAGAAAAUUUGUACAAUAACAUAUUAUAUUGAAGAAUUACAAUGUACAUUUGUCUAAAGAACUAAUUUAUUUGUUAAAAAAUAAUUUGUGUGUAUUUACAUGUCUCUGCCGUUGUAAAAAUAAAAUAAAAUAUUGCUCUUUUCGU
Argiope bruennichi is the source of this 4268-nucleotide messenger RNA. RefSeq lists its product as uncharacterized. NCBI's taxonomy places the organism in Eukaryota, Metazoa, Arthropoda, Arachnida, Araneae, Araneidae. The coding region runs from base 1120 to 3081 and encodes 653 amino acids. The transcript is spliced from 3 exons. The record is from RefSeq and is a predicted model, not a curated record.